AUGUUGAUCCGACUCCUAAUAGCUACGCUAUGUGUCGGAUCGGCACUUGGGUUCAGACGAAAUUGUUGUGGAUCCCAAGGAGCUUUUAAGCGACACUGUGCUGACACUGUUUGUCACAAGCCGUCGGCCCCACCAGCACCACAGCCUACGCCAGAUGAGCCAGAACCUAUGCCAGACGCACCAGCGCCUGAAGAACCAAAACGACCAAAGCAUCAUCACAACAAGGCACCGGUUCAAUCGGCACCAACGACUAAUAUUAAGAUUAUUAAUAUUUUCCAAAAUGUGCCUGAAAAUCCGGUGAAGGUAGAAUUUGUGCCAGGACUGCCACAUCAACAACAACCACCAAAGAUUAUCAACUUCCCUGGCUGGCCAGAUGCACCAUCAUCAUGUGGUCCAGUCAGAGUUUUGGUCAAGCCCGUGCAGCAAAACCAAGUUCAACCGCCAAGAAUCAUUGUUGGUGAACCGUCUAACCCGCAGUCACCUGGAGUUACGAUAGUCAUCACUAUUGGUCCAAGUGCAUCAGGACAACCUGGUCAGCCUCAACAAGUAAUGCCACCAAGUAAUUGCCCUGGACGGCCAAAGAAGCCCGUUAUUAUCCACGUUGCACCGAGUUCACCAGAUAAUCCAGUGCCACAACAACCCGAGCCUCAGCAUGUGAUCGACGUUCCUUACCCUAACGACGAGCCUCCAGUACGAAUUAUCAUACAGUAUCCAACGGAACGACCGCAACUGCCUAGCGAGACUAUUCAAGUCAUCCCUGGUCAACCAACACAACCAAACCAAGAGCCUCAGGUUGUGUUUGUGCCAGGAACGCCACAACAACGACGCAAACCCAAGAUUAUCGUUAUUCAAGGCAGUCCAGACGGUCAGAACAACGGUCCAGUACGAAUUCUUAUUUUACCUGUACCAGACGACCAAGUUCGACCACCGUAUAUUAUCCCUGGAGAACCCAAGAACCCUCAAGCUCCAGGCUACACUAUUGUCGUACCAGUUGGCUCUCAUCCACCUCAACGGCCUAGUCCACCACAACAACUUCAACCUCGUAGCAAUGAUGGUACUCAACACAACCCAAUUGUCGUAAAGAUUGUACCGGCUAACAGCCCAGUACAACAAACGCCAGAACCACAACAAGUGAUUAAUGUACCACACAAUAAUAAUGAGCCGGCUACAAGAAUCAUCAUUAAAUUCUUGCCUGGAAACCCACGCCAGCCAUCGUAUCCAGGAUAUCCGUCUCCAGGACAAAACCCAAGUCCAUCACUACCACCGGGACCAAUCCAAGUCAUCCCUGGCCAACAAACACCGCCUGGCGGAGAGCCCCAGAUCACUUACGUACCAGGAACACCAAAUCAACAACGAAAACCAAAAAUCAUUGUUUUCGAAAAUCCUCCGAAUCAACCUGGAAGUGGUCCAAUCAGAGUGCUUCUUCAGCCAGUACCACCCAACCGUGUUACUCCACCUUAUAUCAUUCCUGGAGAGCCGAAGAAUCCUCAAGCUCCUGGCUACACAAUUGUCGUUCCAAUCGGUCCUCAUGCCCCACGACAUCCUGGUCAACCCGAACGACUACAGCCACAGGAUAGCAAUGGUCAGCCAAGAAACCCAAUCGUCGUUACAAUUUCACCAGCUGGUCCAAAUACGCCUGUUCAACAGACACCCUCGCCACAACAAGUUAUUAAUGUGCCGAACGGUAAUAACGAGCCAAGUACGAGAAUUAUCAUUAAAUUCCCGCCUGGAAAAGACAAUGAUAAUCCUUAUGGCCCACCAAUUUACGUGCCUGGUCAACCACCUUCUGGACCAGGCCAGAAUCCUUACGGACCAGGCCAAAACCCAUCCUAUCCUGGCCAAAAUCCGUAUGGACCAAGCCAAAAUCCGGAUGUUCCUGGAGACAAUCCUUAUGGCCCAGGUCAAAAUCCACUGUACGGCCCAGGAGAGCCAGAAAAACCAUCUGGACCAAUCAUUAUCAUACCUGGCAAGCCAUCUCGUCCAGCUGGUCAAAAGCCUCAAAUCACUUUUGUACCAGGUACACCAAAGCAGCGACGUCAACCUAAAAUUAUCGUUUUUGAAGGCCGACCAGAUGAACCAUCUAAAACUCCAAUCCGAGUCUACAUUAAACCAGUCCGGCCUGGCCAUGUACGACCACCCUACAUUAUUUCUGGUGAACCAAAGAACCCACAAGCUCCAGGCUACACGAUUGUCAUCACCGUGGCUCCACGACCACCACGAAAGCCAAGUCAACCUCAACAACUUCAGCCACCAAGUCAGAACGGGCGACCACAAAAACCGGUCGUUGUUACAAUUCUACCGGCGUAUCCAAAUACCCCAGUUCAACAAACUCAAUAUCCUCAACAAGUGGUCGAUUUUCCGAAUGAAGAUAAUCAACCAAAAACUCGAAUCAUUAUUGAGCUUGUGCCUGGUAAGAACGAUGAUGACAGUCCUUACAAUCCUUAUGGUCCAGAACAGCAAAACCCAGUGAUUAUACCGGUCAAACCAACUCCACCACAAAGCCGACCAAUAAUAAUCAAAUUCAAAGGACCAAGAGAACCAAAUCGUCAGCCUCAGGUUUAUGAGGUACCACAACGGCCAGAUGGCGGUAACAACAGCCCCAUUCGUAUCUUCAUUAAACCAGUACGACAAGGUCAAGUUCGGCCACCAUUCAUCAUUCCUGGUAGUCCACGCAACCCUCAAGCCCCAGGCUUUACAAUUGUUAUCCCAGUUGGACCAAAUGGACCACAAAACUCUAGUCCGGAGCGGCUUACACCUCCUGGACCAGAUGGACGACCACAACGGCCGAUUGACGUUAUUGUACAGCCAAGAACGCCAACAAUUCUUCAACGUAAAGAGCCACAGUUGGUGAUUAUCGUGCCUAGCAAUAACAAUCAGCCUGAUACACAAGUUAUCGUCAUCUUCGGCCCAAGAACGCCCCAGAAUCCGGAUAAUCAGAAUCCUUACAAUCCGCCUUUUACUGUCAUUCCUGGUCAGAACCCUGGUGGUCCACAAUACCCAGGUCAGAACCCUGGUGGUCCACAGUACCCAGGCCAAAACCCAGACGGGCCACAGUACCCAGGCCAGAAUCCUGGAGGUCCUAUGAGUCCAAGCCAGAAUCCAGACUACCCAAGUGGUCCAGGUAGUCCAGGCGGCCCACGGUACCCAGAUGACCCUGGCCAAAAUCCAGGCGGUCCUGACUACCCAAGUGGUCCAAGCCGCCCCGGCAAUCAACCAGGUGAUGAACCAUUCCUACCAAGUGGACCAGGCGGCCGAGUUCCAAUCCCACUACCGCCAGGGACCCAAAUUAGGUCAGGAAACGGAGUCAAGAUAAUCAUCAUCCCAGGAGCACCAGGUACUCCACCUACGACGAUUACGGUUCCAGAAAAUCUAAGAGAGCCGGUUUGGAUUCCAGGAACGCCAGAACGACCAGGUAGACCGUUCCAACCUGAUGGUAACUUCCCUAACAUCCGAGUACCAUGGCCAAGAAGUCCAGUACGACCAAAGAACCCGAGCGACAGAUUGCCAGAAAUCGACAUUAUCAUCUUCAAACCUCGCCAACCAAGAGUACCAGUUGUGAUUUUUGGUCCGCCUGGACCUCAAGAGCCAUCUGAACCUGGAUCACCUGGUCAAGUCACAAUUGAGUUCACUCCAAACGACAAUCCUAGGCCGUUUUACAUCUCAGGGCCACCAGGACCAAUAGGACCAAAUGGACAAAUUUCGAUCAUCUACAUCCCUGGCGGAUUCCAAGCUCCACCGACCGGUCAAAUUAUCUUGGUCGGACCUCGUGGACCAUCUCCUAACACAAUUGUGUUUGUGCCACCACGUCACGAUGUUCUACAGAAUACUGAACAAAUCAUCAUCAGUGGACCAAAAGGACCAUCUGUGGACCAACCAUUCGGUUCCAUCAUCUACAUCCAACCUCCAGAUGUCAGCCGGCUGACUGAAGUGACAUUACUGUUCGGUUAUCCAGGACCAGAAGGUCAAGACGGUGAAAUCAGCAUCAUCUACUUCCCGGGACGACCAGGAUCAGUACCAGUCGUUAUCUUCGGUAUUCCUGGACCACGUGGACCUGAUGGACUGAUCAGUAUCUUCUAUGUGCCCAGAGGCUACAGAUUCGAAAGACAAGUGACGAUAACGAGCUGGGAAUUCUCUGAAGUUUCGGAAUACUUCUCCAUCAGCUGGUGCUUCAGAUUCACCUUCCCACCGUUGGAUGGACCAAGAUUGGAACCGUCUGUUGGACAAAGUGGCAUAUUUGGAGGAGGAAGAAGUAAGGAUUACAUUACUUAUUCCUCUACUUUACCUAUUAUAUUACUUAUUACUCUACUUUAUUCUUAUCUUUUUUUGACUAGCCUACCCUACUCUACUCUAUCCUACUUUACCCUAGAGAUACCAAAAGUUGUAUCACUACUUCUACCCUUACUAUACCUUGACUUUAGCUUACAUUUAGCCUAUAUUAUCCUACCCUAAAGACUGGAAAAUUAUUUUUUAAAUUUCAGCAUCGUACUCAAGCGAAGAGGAGGAAUCAUUUGAACAACAACAAAGCUCAAGCCACAAGAAAACAGAGUUUGUACAAUACGACUGA
Messenger RNA from Bursaphelenchus okinawaensis, 4564 nucleotides. The record is from the annotation of a GenBank genome assembly. Lineage: Eukaryota; Metazoa; Nematoda; Chromadorea; Rhabditida; Aphelenchoididae.